AUGGGUGCUUCCAUUGAAAAGGAAAGGCCUUCCAUCCCAGGUGACUGUUGUGCUGCACAAAGUUCAUAUCCUUGGGCAAUUCCGAAAACGCAUCUAUCAGAUCUGCACACAUUUCCAGCAAAAACAAACAACGCGUCUCACAUUCAGACUCACCGUACCAUCUUGAGUGACCAAAGGGUAAUCGGCUGCGCUGAGGUUCACGAACCAAUCCCAGUCGCCGGCGAGCCUCAGGAGGGCCGCAAUCCCGUGCAGCGUCGCCGCCAGCAUUGUGGGACCGCGGUAAGUUACCAAACUGGGCUUCCCCACGACCCACACGUUCCCCACGCGCGCGAACACCGAGUGGUUCGACACGAAUUUCGAGAUCUCGCGGUGCUCCGCUUCCGGCGCGGCGGCGUCCACGUGGACGAGGUAGUAGUUCGCUGGGUGGUAGAGGGCCAGGAGGAGCCGCUUGAGGCGGACCGUGUCGCCGGAGGAGGCGGAUAUGAGGUAGCACUUCUUCUGCAGCCUGCUGCUACUUCCACAACUCACAAGAGAUGUUUGUACCAGACCACAGACAACUCAAAUCAGAAGAAGGCCACAGAGAGAAUUGAGACAGAUCAGGAAGAGAAACAUAAGAAAUCAUAA
Striga asiatica is the source of this 624-nucleotide messenger RNA. Lineage: Eukaryota; Viridiplantae; Streptophyta; Magnoliopsida; Lamiales; Orobanchaceae. The record is from the annotation of a GenBank genome assembly.